AGAGAGUAUUUGGAGAGUGGAGAGAUACGGUGCGAACAACGCUUCCCCUUUUCCCCCUCUUUCUCUCCCCUUUCUUUUCAACUUUCCUUCUUCUACUUCUCACGCGCUAACACUACCCGCUGCUUUCCCUUCCUAAACUCUUCAUUUCCUAUUUCUUCUUCUUUCUUCUUCUUUCUUCUUCUUUCUUACUUCUUCUUACCUUCUCCCUUUCAUCUUCCGCCUCUCCCCCCGAUUCUCUUUCUGUUCCCUUCCUUUUCUCUGUUUUUUUUUUUCUAUGGAGUUCAAGUUUCGUGUCGAUGAUCUCCGAAAGCCACCGCCACCUCCACCGCCUCCUCAGAUGCACUUUCUUCCUCCUAUGCCUCCGCCAAUGCACUUUCUUCCUCCUGCUUCUCCGGCUGUUUAUUGUUUAUCUGAGCAAGGAUUUCCAGAUUUCUUCAUGGAUUCAGCAGACGCGUUCAGACAAACGACGAACAUCGGAACACUGAGACAGCCGUUCAAUUUAAACGAGGAAAUGCACUUGGAGAUGGAGUUUAUGCGAUUGAGAGAAGAGAAAUUGAUUGGGGAGAUUGAACGGGAGCGAUUUCUGAAAGAGGAAGCGAGGAGAGAACUGAGGUUGUUCGAACGAGAGAUCGCUAUUCGAGGACUUACACAGUCGGCAGUUGGAUAUCCUUUCCAACAGCCGCAACGAUGGGUAGCGCCGCCGUUCUGCCCUGUGACAGGGCCGCCGUCCAGCGCUGUGGCAGUGCCUUGUCCAUCGCCGUCUCAGGCAUUAGUGGUGCAAUCGUACCAUGAGUGGCAGAAUAUGGAGCAAGUAAAAACUUCCGACCGCCUAGGGUUUGGUGCGGUGGCGUUGCGGCCGCGGAUUCAGCCAUUAAUGGUGGAAGACAAAAAGGAGGCUGCCAAUGAAAGAAAACUCAUUGUACUGGAAAAACCCGUUCCGAAUGCCUUUAGAGAAGAGCGAAAGGCUGAGACGACGACAUCACCAUCCAUCAAACACAUCCUACCAUCUCUUGUGAAGAAGACUUCCAAGGACGAGUGGAGUUGUGCCCUGUGUCAAGUAACCACUGCGGAAGAAAAAUCUUUUAAUGAUCACCUUCGUGGCAAGAAACACAGGCGUAAAGAAGCAAACCUGAGAGCUGAAAAGGAGAGCAAAGUUUCCCGAGUUGCACAUGAGCCAUUAUCGAAAAAGAGGAGAAAGCUACAGAAAGCCAUGGCAGCGGCAGCAGGAGGAGGUGCGGAAGGAAAGGAAACAAAAGAUGGAGAAGCAGAUGUAGGUGAGAAAAGUGAAGGCAGUGUUGACAUGAAUGCAUUAAUUCCGUACUUUCUGAAAAAGGAGAAUAAGCAGCAGCAAGAGAACAACCCGACUACUAACAACGAUGUCAUGGCAAAAAGUUCAGUAAAGUUCAGUUUUUGGUGUGAAAAGUGCAAAGUUGGUGCUUAUGUAACGAAAGUGAUGUUAGCUCAUGUGAAUGGGAAGCAACACCAAGCAAAACUUAAAAAAGCUAAUCAAACUGAGGAGGAAGAGCGACUAUUGUAAGUAAGUAAUUUUAGCUUUGAAGAAAUGUAGAUUCUGGACAGAAGAAGGGGAACUGGCAACGACACGUGUUGCUCGGUGAUUUGGGGGCGAGGGGUGGGAAACAAUAUAGUUUAGGCUAACCCUGAGUUAUUUUCAAAACUUUAGUGGUGCUUGAUUGAUUCCACAGUUAAAAAAGUGAUUCUAAAAAAUGGUUGGUAAGUAUAUGGUUAAUGUAUAGUACUGCAUAUAGAAACUACAUUUGGUAAAUGUAGGUCCGUACUAAAUUAUUUUUUAAGUAUCUAUCUUAGUGUGUUUCAUGUAA
Messenger RNA from Cucumis sativus (cucumber), 1838 nucleotides. RefSeq lists its product as uncharacterized. The record is from RefSeq and is a predicted model, not a curated record. The coding region runs from base 275 to 1537 and encodes 420 amino acids. Gene Ontology annotation, molecular function: zinc ion binding; nucleic acid binding. NCBI's taxonomy places the organism in Eukaryota, Viridiplantae, Streptophyta, Magnoliopsida, Cucurbitales, Cucurbitaceae. The transcript has 3 exons.